AAGUCAUCACAAAAUACUUAAGAACUUUUAAAACAAGUAUUUAUGGUCAAAUUAAUGUUGUAGAAAAUAAUGCUUAUGCCGUUGAAUGAAAAAGGACACUAAUGUGAUUAACGUCUUAAAUAUUUUAAAUAUUUAUACAGUAUGAAAUUGUAUGUAUAUUGGGGAAAUGAAAAUGUGUGAGUGCAAUGUGAUCUGUGUGUGUGUUUCUGAAUGUAUUCAUGUGUGUUUGGAUUCUCAGUCGAAUCGUGCCAGAAUCGCCUCACUGACCCUCCGGCCUUGAGAUCUCAAACGUCUGGGAUUGGUUACAAAUGAACACAAACCCGUUUCACAUUCCCCCGCAAACUAGACCCUUUCUCUUCUCCUUCUCCUCUUGGUCUGUGGCUCUAGAUAAAGCUGUCGGUGAGCCUCCAUGACACCCAGUUCAGCAGAUGAAGCUCACCUGCCCCAAUGCUGGGAUUUCACUCUGAUCCCUCAGUCCCCAAUUAAAGUCCCUCACCAGACCAUCGCCUGCCCACCAUCACCAUACUCAUCACGUCAAGCCAAAGGGACCCCUGUGUGCUCAACAGAACCGGCUUUACUCCCGAAGACUCUGUAGAGAUGGAUGUUUCAGUGGAGACUGUGCUGGACAGUUGUGAUCCUGUUCCGCCUCCAACAGACGAAAGCCGGAUGGCAUUGAAUGACGAGGAAGAGGAGAAGACCAGAGGGGUUUCUUCAUCUGAGAAGGGUUCCUUCUACACCCGUCACCUCCGCAACUACAGAGAUCAUGAGGACUUCCAUCGGUCUGAAGGACCAUCCCUCUCAUGUCAUAAUAAAGCUCAACACCCAAACAAGAGCUGUUCCAAGUUCAGGCAAGCUGUUGAUUGCGAGAAUGAUGGUUCGCUUCUGGAAGCAGGUGGAGACCUUGGAAAAACACCAAAAUACAGCAUUUUGGAGAAUGAUCUAUAUGGUCCAGUGUUGAAGGAUGAGAUCAGGGCUGUGAGCGUAAAUGGUACGGUCGUUAUCCCGGAGCCCGUGUGUCACGUGACUCCUCUUCUACAGCGACCUCCCACUCUCAGCAACUCUCCCACAAUCGCAGUCCCUCUUCACACCAGCAAGUACAACCCAAUCCUGGACAGCAAUCCCACCCUGAUCACAUGUUUCAGCAGAUUCCCGUACCCGACGCACUCGGAGUUCUCCUGGCUCACUGCAGUCUCCAGGCUCCCGGAGGAGCAGAUCAAGGUGUGGUUCUCCACCCAGCGCCUGAAGCAGGGCAUCACCUGGACGCCUGAAGAGGUGGAAGAAGCCCGGAAGAAGAUGUUCAAUGGGAGCGUACCAACCCCACAGGACCUGUUCGCCUGUGUAGCUUCACCUACACCUGAUGAUCCAACUCAUCAGACCAGCUCUGCAUCAAACAGCACAGCAAACAUAUCAUCCACCACUUCUCCAGCUCUCUGUCAGACUCUAAAACACUCUUCGGGAACUCUUCUCUUGGCUUCAGAGCUCAAACGCCCUGCUGUGCACAUGCCUCUACUCAUCACUUCUUCUCCUGGGUUCCCUUAGUCUAAAACAUCUAGCCCUGUGGCCCCAGACAUGGAGAGACCUGUUGCAUAUUGUGUCCUACCUAAAGGGAAACUCCCAAUGGUUCAAUCCAUACAUAGGCCAUAUAUUCAUAAAACAUAUACAUACACAUACAUAUAUAUUAUGAACCUAAGUAUUGUAAGUGUAAGACUCCCCAAUCCAAGACUUAAGUUGUUUUCAAAAGAGGAGAGACUAUUACACUCCCUUAACUCAAUGGGCAAACUAUUCCAGAAAAGUGUGUCUCUGAUAGAGAAGGCUGCAUUUCCAAUCCUGCUUGGUCUAUAUUGAACUAUGCAGUCCCCUCUAGUGGUUGCUCUAUUGGCCUUAUCUUUCUGUUUUAUGAACUGGCACAGUGGUGGUGGAGCAAGUCCACGGUUAGUUCACCUAAAAAUGAAAAUUCUGUCAGUAUUUGCUCAACAUCAUGUUGUUCCAAACCUCUGUGUUUAUUUGUU
Pimephales promelas (fathead minnow) is the source of this 2009-nucleotide messenger RNA. NCBI's taxonomy places the organism in Eukaryota, Metazoa, Chordata, Actinopteri, Cypriniformes, Leuciscidae. The record is from RefSeq and is a predicted model, not a curated record.